AUGGUUCGCAAAUCUAGAUCGGAAUGGAAGGCCGAUUAUUUCAAGAAGCUAUCGAAACACUUGGGAGAUUGUGACAAAUGCUUUGUUGUGAAUGUUGAUAAUGUGCGAUCUAAGCAAAUGCAGCAAAUCCGUGUGGCUCUGCGUGGAUCCGCUGAAAUAGUGAUGGGUAAAAAUACCUUGAUGAAGAAGGUUAUUCAUGCGCAAAUGGCACGCAAUCCACAUCUCGAAAAGAUUCUACCUCAUGUCCGCGAAAAUGUGGGUUUUAUCUUCACAAAAGCCGAUUUACUGGAGAUACGGGAGAAGUUAGAGGCUAAUCGCGUCGAGGCUCCGGCUAAGGCAGGAACCAUUGCUCCUUGUGAUGUCAUCGUCCCUGCUCAAAACACCGGUCUAGGGCCGGAGAAAACCUCGUUUUUCCAGGCUCUCAACAUUCCCACGAAAAUUGCUAGGGGAUCAAUUGAGAUUUUGAAUGACAUCCCCAUUAUUACGAAGAACACCAAGGUCGGAAUGAGUGAAGCUACCCUACUGAACAUGUUGAAGAUAUACCCUUUCACGUACGGUCUUGUCAUUACACAGGUUUACGACCACGGAUCGGUCUACGAUCCAGCGGUUCUAGACAUAACACCCACCAUGGUUAUGGAGAAGUUCAUGGUUGGGGUGCAGAACAUUGUCGCUCUGGGGCUAGCGACGGGCCACACAACAUUUGCAACUGUACCACAAGUCUUGGUGAAUGGGUUCAUGGAUAUGCUGGCAAUAUCCGUCAUGGUCGACUACACGUUCAAAGAGUCGGAACAGAUCCCUGCGACCGGUCCCCGGAAACCACCUGUGAGUGAAACCAUCAAACAUCAGAAUGGAAUGACCAUCUCGAACAAAGAAGAAUGCCUCCACUGGUGGGCCGAAUACUUCGAACUGUCGUGGCCACCAGCCGAGACUCAUCUAGGGCCCACAGGUGAAGUAGAACCCUGGACAGUGAACGUGGAACCACCUACGGCCUCGGAAAUUUACGGCUGCAUAUGUCCUCUCAAGCGCCACCGAGCUCCCGGUCCGGAUGACCUUCCACCCGCACUGUUCAAAGACGGGGGUGAAGUCCUCAGUCAGCGCUUGUCCGAUCUGUUUGCUUGCAUUUGGGAAAAGGAGUCUGUCCCAGACAACUGGGGAGAAUCGGGGAUAGUGCUCAUUUUCAAAAAGGGGCGCGUAGGAUGCUCACUCUCUCCAUUCCUUUUUGACGUUGUGAUCGAUGAAAUAAUGAGACGAACGCUGGAGGGUCUCCAAAACCCUGGUGUUCAAAUAGCCUGUGAAGAAAACCUUGUCGAUCUGGAAUAUGCAGACGACAUCGUUCUCAUGUUCGAAGAGGAGGAGAAGGCGCAAGUAUUCUUGGAUGAACUGACCAAAGUCAUCCCGUCCUUUGGCUUGGCUGGAGACACGAUAUGGCGGCUAACCGAUGUCAGUGGUGUUCUUGUCAAUUUCUAUCCAGAUUACAUGGGGGUUGGAGGUGUAAGUGUUGACGAAAGCCCUGUCGAUUUGCAAUAUGCAGAUGACCUCAUUCUCGUAUUCCAGAUGGAGAAAACGACUCGGGUGUCGUUGAAUGAACGCACCAGCGUCAAAGAAUACUUGGCUGAUCCCUCCAAAUUCGUGGCUGCUAUCACAGCUACCACACCCCAGACUGCGUCUGGCACUCCCUCUACUGUCCAAGAGAAGCAAGCUGCACCAGCCGCUGCUCCUCCGGCCGAGGAAAGCGAAAGUGACAGCGAUAUGGGAAUGGGUCUUUUUGAUUAGGGUGGUUCUCUGAAUAAAAAUAUGGUUAUGAACAACGU
Molecule: messenger RNA, 1811 nt
Organism: Opisthorchis viverrini
Lineage: Eukaryota; Metazoa; Platyhelminthes; Trematoda; Opisthorchiida; Opisthorchiidae
Exons: 7
Coding region: 1-1773 (590 amino acids)
Biological process (GO): ribosomal large subunit assembly; cytoplasmic translation
Cellular component (GO): cytosolic large ribosomal subunit
Molecular function (GO): structural constituent of ribosome; large ribosomal subunit rRNA binding
Source: RefSeq, a predicted model, not a curated record